This is a messenger RNA of Cucumis melo (muskmelon), 408 nucleotides long. RefSeq names its product F-box protein At3g62230. The transcript has 2 exons. The record is from RefSeq and is a predicted model, not a curated record. Lineage: Eukaryota; Viridiplantae; Streptophyta; Magnoliopsida; Cucurbitales; Cucurbitaceae. Bases 7 to 408 code for a protein of 133 amino acids.
UUAAAAAUGAGGACUAAUAUUCAUCCAAAUGAAUUUUGUGGCAUAAUAUUUCUAUUGAAUAGUUGUCCCCAUUUGAAGAAGCUUACUCUCAUGCUUGGCCAAGGAAAAAUUUUCCAAGAUUAUGAACCACCAUUUCCAAUGGACAUAGGCACCUUUUGGGUCACAAAUAUGAUACUCAUAAACUGUUUAUCAACAUCUCUUGAGGCAGUGGAAGUGAAGGGCUUCACAGGGAAGCAACAUGAAAUCCCAUUUUUGGCUUAUCUUAUUCACUAUGGUAAGCUUAUAAAAACCCUAUCUCUUGCUGUUGACUCUCAUGAUAUUGCAGACACCCAAAUCUAUAUUGAAAAAGCUCAGAUUCUCAAGACCAUCAAACCAGCCUCUAAGAAAAUUCGCAUUCAUAUAAGCUGA